UUAGCAUGUCAGUUUUACAACAUGGGCUCUUAUAGAAAACAGUACAAAAUCUGACAAAAUAUUGCCGUAAAUUUUGUUCCAUCUCACAAACUGUCUACAGUAGAUUUAAUGUUUCAUCGUAGUAGAUUUACAAUAAAAAGCAAGAGGUUUUAACCCUGAACCUUCACAAAGGUAAGUAAGUUUUCUUCAGAUGUUUCUUCAGUAGUUGCAGAACCACUACAGACUACGAGGAAGAGAGAAUGGUAAAUUUCCAUUUGCAUGAUAACUUCCUCCACCACUGUCAAUUAUAACCUGAGAACAAAGAAGUGCUACGUGUCACUGCAUAUACAUAAAUGUGUUUUUCUCAGCUGUGUAGCUAGUCUAAAUUCUUCUGAGUGUAGUAUAUGUAGAAUUUGUACAGUGUAGUACCAUGUAUAUUUAAUGUUUACGACACUUGUGGUGAUGAUGGAUGAAACUUCUACUUUACAAGAAGAAAAGAGGAAAUGUGGACAUGUGGCCAUGGAUUCAGACUCCCGGCUGCUCAACUUGAGGUCUUAUGAUGAAACUAUACAUCCUCUUAAGGAUGCGCAACUAGAGGAGACAUCAUUUGAUACAGCUGCAGGUGUCAGUGCCUCUUGUCUCACUACAGCAGAGCUUCAGCAACAUUGGAGGGCAGUGAAACAAGAGAUUAGGUCUGUCAAACUGCUGUUUCAAAUCCCAUCCACCCGUACUAUAGCACACACAAUCUCCAGAUAUGUGGUGUAUCAGAUAAUAGUGAUCAGAUCAGGCAGUUAUGAUUGUAAACAGGUGGCCAUUGAGCGUCGCUACUCUGAUUUCCUCCACCUACACAAUGAGCUGCUUCAGGACUUCAGUGAGGAACUUGAGGAUGUCAUCUUGCCCAAGAAGAGGCUGAUGGGCAAUUUCUCAGAAGAGAACAUCAAUGAACGGCGUGUGACUCUCUGUGACUACCUGACCCAGCUGUACUCUCUGCGCUACAUCCGCCGCUCACCUGCUUUUAUAGCAUUCUUCACUCACCCUGAGCUGAAGACUGCCUAUGAUCUGUUACGUGGAGGCCGGUAUUCUCACGCCCUGGAGGUCCUGCAGAACGCACUAGUGCUCCAGGAGAAAUUGUGUUCUCAUGAUUCGUCCCUGCUCGUGCCAACACUGUGUGCACUGUUUGUUUGUCAGAGGGACCUGGAGGAUUUCCAUGGAGCUUUCCAGACUGGAAACAGGGCGCUGCCAGCAGUGAGGCGCUAUGGACUGUGCAGAUAUCGGAGCCCACUGCUGGAGGCCAUGGUGGAUAUAGGCUAUAAGUUACAGAACCCUGUGGCUCAGUUACAAGAGGAGCUGAUCAGAAUUCAAAACUCACCACAUGGACCAGAGCCACUGAUGUCAAUAAAACAGCUUGUGGUGCAAGAGUUUACAUGAACGCAUAUUUCAUAAAUGCUCCACCCCCCCCCCCCCCCCCCCCUAAAAAAAAAGAAUAAAACUUUGUUAAAAUGUCUUCAGGAUACUUAACUUGUGUAGUACUGAACCAGUGUGUAAUGUCACCCUGUGAUUAUUAUGUGUACAUGUUUGAUGAUGUAUGUAGGAAGUGAAAAGGUUUUUUUAAUAAGGUGUUAUACCAGCAGUUGUGUUUUCCAUUCACUGAAGUACACAAGUCAACAGUCAUUAUUACAAUAUGAGUGUAUUAUUAUUAUUAUUAUUAUUAUUAUUAUUAUUAUUAUUAUUAUUAUAUGAUCAUAGAUUUAGUCUAAUCCUAGACUAAAAUGGAUUACGGUCAUGUCAUUGUAGAAAGAGGUACAUUAUAAACAUUUCAUUAUUCUUAUAACCUAAUGUACACCAUGGGACUAAUCUCCAUAGUUCACCUUUUCCUGGUGUAAUUUCUUGACCUAAUAUAAAUCUAAUCUUUCUCAAUAUAUCUAGCUAUAACCAAUUCUUUUUUAAAUACCAAAAUAAAAUUAAAAAAGCGUUCACAUUUACAUUUACCUUUAAGACAUAUGGCCUUAUCCAAACUAUUGCUGGAAAUUUCAUAAGUGCCA
Ictalurus furcatus (blue catfish) is the source of this 2021-nucleotide messenger RNA. It is a transcript of the gene snx20, whose product is annotated as sorting nexin 20. The transcript has 3 exons. Gene Ontology annotation, biological process: protein transport. Gene Ontology annotation, molecular function: phosphatidylinositol phosphate binding. NCBI's taxonomy places the organism in Eukaryota, Metazoa, Chordata, Actinopteri, Siluriformes, Ictaluridae. Gene Ontology annotation, cellular component: early endosome membrane. The coding region runs from base 421 to 1407 and encodes 328 amino acids. The record is from RefSeq and is a predicted model, not a curated record.